AAUGGGCAGACGCCGCCGGUCGCGCGUGCGCACUACGGGGCGGUGCAGGGAAGAUGGUGCUGAUCAAGGAAUUCCGAGUGGUGUUGCCAUGUUCGGUGCAAGAGUAUCAAGUUGGUCAACUUUAUUCGGUGGCAGAAGCUAGCAAAAAUGAAACAGGAGGCGGUGAAGGAAUUCAAGUCUUAAUAAACGAGCCUUACGAAAAAGAUGAUGAGAAGGGACAAUAUACUCACAAAAUCUAUCACUUAAAGAGUAAAGUUCCUGGUUUUGUAAGAAUGAUUGCUCCAGAAGGCUCCCUGGUGUUCCACGAGAAGGCCUGGAAUGCAUAUCCUUACUGUAGAACAAUUGUGACGAAUGAAUACAUGAAAGAUGAUUUCUUCAUAAAAAUCGAGACCUGGCACAAACCUGACCUGGGGACGUCAGAGAAUGUGCACAAUUUAGAUCCGAACACGUGGAAGAGUGUUGAAGUUGUCCAUAUUGACAUUGCAGAUAGAACUCAAGUAGAACCAGGAGACUACAAAGUUGAUGAAGACCCUGCGUUAUUCCAGUCAGUUAAGACCAAGAGGGGACCUUUGGGACCAAACUGGAAGAAAGAGCUAGCAACUGAUGAAGAGUGCCCUAAAAUGUGUGCUUACAAGUUGGUGACGAUUAAAUUUAAAUGGUGGGGACUGCAGAACAAAGUGGAAAACCUUAUACAGAAGCAAGAAAAAAGGAUAUUUACCAACUUCCACCGCCAGCUGUUCUGUUGGAUUGACAAGUGGAUCGAUCUGACCAUGGAAGACAUCAGGAGAAUGGAGGAUGAGACUCAAAAGGAGCUGGAAGCGAUGCGUAAGAAGGGUUCCGUUCGAGGCACAUUGGCUGCUGACGUCUAGAGGAGUUCUCUGUAGGUUCUGAGGCAAAUCAAGCUGUUUACGUAAUCAAGGCCAAGUCAGAGGAACAAGUGCUGCCAAUGAUGAAUGAUGAUGGAUUUGACCGUCACAUGCAGUGUCGCAUUACAAACGUGUGUGUGGAUGCAUGAUUAUUUGUAUAUAAUUAUAUAUACGCACAUGCAUACUGAAGGGGGUUGUUACAGUGUCUCCAGGGUACUACUAUACCUGUCCUCAGCAAAGAUGCAAAGGAAACUGCUUUCAUUAUGUAUACCUGAAGCAAAUAAAAAUCAACUGAGUAGAGUCAUUUAAAGGUCGAAUUAACGGCAGAAUUCUAUUAACUGAUAUGUUUCAUGAAUGUCAAUACUGGACCAAUUUAUGCCCUAUUUUUUUUUUUUUUCCCCCCCCUGUUCUGAGUCACUCUGCUACACCUCGGCCCCGUCCCAUUGUAAAGAAACGGAUUCAAAUAAGUUAACUUCAAUUUUGUGUCUUCCCUAUGUGGAUAAUUUUUGAAAUAGGAACAAUGAAUGUAUUUAUAGCUAUUUAUUUCUGGGUGGUCGUUAUCCUCUAGUCAAAUCAGAACGAAGUUGCUCACAGUGGAAAUUGGAAGACUUUUACUGUUAAAUAAGUUUGACCCAACCCUUACCCACCAGUCACAAAGCAAAAAAAAAAAAAGUGUUUUAUUGGACUUUUGUACAUUGAAAUGCAAAUGUUUUUUCUUCAUUAAAAUUGGCAAGAUUAAGGAAAAAUGGCUUGUGAUUUAUAAACUGCUUGCAAUUUGAAAUUUUCCAGAAGCAGCUUUCUAGAGCAAGAAGAUGCAUCGAGUACCUCUACGCCACGCUGUGCCAGCAAAGGCAGGGACCUUCUCUAACGUAAUGCUGAUAAUGAAAGUGCUGUUUUCCAGAGGUUCACUUUGGAAGUUAUGCAAAUUGUCUUGAUUUCACACACAUCACACAAUGGAAUAUAACGGUGAUUUUUUUAGCUCUUUUCAUGUUGAAAAUACACUUUAAAAAGAAAUGUAUACUUUCAGGUAUGAUGAAAGUUUAAAUUGUAGCAUCUAACAUGUUUCUCUGAUGUUUGUCAGUAGAUACUUGAAAAGCAGUGUAAUAAAGACAUCUGUAGAUAACUCUCAAAUAGGAAAACAUCUUCAGCUUUUUUUAAGAUAUGGAGGUAGAGCAUCUCAUAGGCAUGUAUUAUCAAAAUGCUCGCUAGAUCAGAAACCAACUAUUUUAGAAACACUAGUUAGGUAAAGUCCUAUUGCUGCCUGAUUUCCUCCCAGUACCCCCAGUAACCUCGGUAGGACAAGCCUUGCUUAAGCUUCCAUCUUUAUAAUGUCACUUCCAUUCUAUUUGGAACCAAUUUUUUACUUACUCUGCUUACUGAAGGAGCAAUCUGAUUUCUCCUCUGUGUCAAUGACAAAAUCUGCCUGAACUUGAAGCCAGGUGAGCACAGCCACUGCUGCCAGGGUUGGGCAGCUCUCCUGCGUGCUUUCAUCCUCCGUGCUGCAGUGCAGGGGGUUCUCUGUUUUCCCUGUCUGGAUGAACAGUUCAGUGGAUAUUUGUGACAGCAGGAGGUUGGUUUUGUAAAUAGACAUGUGGACAUACGUGCACACACUUCCAUUUAACAGCUCUGCUGAAGGAGGGCUGUUGCAAGCCUGGAAACUGAAGGGCUCCGUUCUCUUUUCAGUGGUAGAAUACAAGUCUCACUGUCAUCUGUGGGACUCAAAACACAAACAGAGGGAAAGGGGCCCUACGAGUUCAGAAAUACGGAACUAGUUGUGAAAAUCUGAGAGAAUCUUGUAGCGAUUGUAAAACAUUUAGUUGACUUUGGCAGACUUUGGUGUGACCUACAGCGAAACUCAAUGACGUUUCAAUAAAUUUGAUGAUAAAAUG
Molecule: messenger RNA, 2755 nt
Organism: Phasianus colchicus (ring-necked pheasant)
Lineage: Eukaryota; Metazoa; Chordata; Aves; Galliformes; Phasianidae
Gene: PITPNB
Product: phosphatidylinositol transfer protein beta
Biological process (GO): phospholipid transport
Cellular component (GO): cytoplasm
Molecular function (GO): phosphatidylinositol transfer activity; phosphatidylcholine intramembrane carrier activity; phosphatidylinositol binding
Source: RefSeq, a predicted model, not a curated record